Menidia menidia (Atlantic silverside) is the source of this 1002-nucleotide messenger RNA. The record is from the annotation of a GenBank genome assembly. NCBI's taxonomy places the organism in Eukaryota, Metazoa, Chordata, Actinopteri, Atheriniformes, Atherinopsidae.
AUGAACAGAGCAUUAAAUAAAACAACCCUCAAGAAUUUGAGUGGUCUCAUCCAGAGGUUCCAGAGCACCUUGGUUGUCGCAGAACACAACAAUGAAAAGCUGACCCCCAUCACGCUCAGCGCCAUCACUGCUGCCAGUAAAGUGGGGGGUGAUGUGUCUUGUCUGGUUGUUGGAACAAACUGUGCAACUGUUGUGGAGGAACUCACGAAAGUACAGGGUGUGAAGAAGGUUCUCGUUGCCCAACAUGAAGCGUACAAAGGUGCUUUGCCAGAGGAGCUGACUCCUCUUAUCCUUGAAACACAGAAGCAGUUCAAGUUCAGUCACAUCUGUGCCGGAGCGUCCGCAUUCGGAAAGAACCUGCUUCCCAGAGUUGCUGCCAAGUUGGAUGUCGCCCCAGUUUCAGACAUUAUUGAGAUUAAAUCUCCCGAUACAUUUGUCAGGACCAUUUAUGCAGGAAAUGCCCUCAGCACUGUGAAAUGUAACGAGGCGGUCAAAGUCUUCACUGUCAGAGGGACGGCUUUUGAGGCGGCUCCAUCAGAGGGAGGAGGUGCUACUUCAGAAGAAGUGGCUGUGGCUCCCGCAACUGGAGUUUCUGAGUGGCUGGAACAGAAUCUGACAAAGAGCGACCGUCCAGAGCUGACCAGCGCAAAGGUGGUGGUGUCAGGAGGAAGGGGCUUGAAGAAUGGGGAGAACUUCAAGCUGCUUUAUGACCUUGCUGACAAAAUGAAUGCUGCAGUGGGUGCGUCCAGAGCCGCGGUGGACGCUGGGUUUGUUCCCAACGACAUGCAGGUUGGACAGACCGGCAAGAUUGUUGCACCGGAAUUGUACAUUGCAGUUGGCAUCUCUGGAGCCAUCCAGCACCUGGCUGGAAUGAAGGACAGCAAGACGAUUGUUGCUAUCAACAAGGAUCCAGAGGCUCCCAUUUUCCAGGUGGCUGACUAUGGUUUGGUAGCUGAUCUUUUCAAGGCUGUUCCUGAGAUGACAGAAGCUCUGAACAAAUGA